Messenger RNA from Trichomonas vaginalis G3, 213 nucleotides. RefSeq lists its product as uncharacterized. The coding region runs from base 1 to 213 and encodes 70 amino acids. The record is from RefSeq and is a predicted model, not a curated record. The transcript has a single exon. Lineage: Eukaryota; Parabasalia; Trichomonadida; Trichomonadidae.
AUGUCCCACGUCCCACCAACCGAGUCCAAUCUCAAUCCAGAGGAACCUAAAGCACCAGCCCCUGCACCUCAGUUCCAGCAAUUCCAAUCUCAAUCCAAAUUACUACCAAUUCCAAUACAAAUCGAAGAAGGUCUGAACCGCUUACGCAAAGAGUAUGCUACAGCUCCAAUUGAGAGAAAGUUGUUGCUAAAUUCAGACAAAAAUAAUGUUUAG